AUGGCAUGCCGGACAAUCGUAAAACCACUACUGUCCGGAUUAGUGCACAACUGGCUGCUGCCACCGCCACCGCCACCGCAGCCAGCUCAGAGAGGCAGUGCUUGUGUCAAAAUCACUCGUCUGUCGGUGCCACGAACGUACAUUCUCGAUAAUUACCAUCGCCGGCAGCAGCAGCAACUGCAGCACCACGGUGGUGGUGGUGGUGGAGGCGGUGGUCCAGGCAGAGCCAUCUAUCGGUACGAUGCGGACACCGGUACGGAUGAGUUGUUGCCAUCGCCACCGCGCGACCCGGACUCGGAGCGGCAGCGACAGCAUCACAACGAGCAUCUGAUUCUGGACUGCGAGUACGAGAUUGAUUUGCACGAGCGGGGCUUCGUGCUCAAAUGGUACUUUAACGGAAAGCUAAUCUACCAGUGGAUUCCCCCGCGCCGGCUGCCGCUCGGAUUCACCGCAAUGAAGCACCAGGUCAACCGCAGCUACACGGUCAGUAACGAGGAGAUGCACAAACAUCGGGCUCUGGCACUGAUAAGACCGCUGAAGAACUUCACCGGCGAGUACACCUGCGCCGUGUCCACGUUCCAAUCGGAGGAUGCCCGGUCCGCUCUGAUGCUGGUCGUCGUUCCAGAAACUGGUUUCGUGCUAAAAUACUACAGCAGCAACAUCAGCAAUCUGGUUACGGUGCUGUGCAGUGUGUAUGGUAUUUUCCCAGGUCCGGUGCUGUCCCUGUGGAUCAACGAACACCAGCUGGAAAAUGUAACAAACAAUGUUUUGUUGACUCAAGCCGAUUUGUUUGACAGUUCGAUCAGCAUUCAACUGGUGCUGUACGAAAGCAUUCAACCGGACGACGUACUGAAGUGUGUGCUGGGCAUCAAUGGAACCGAGUAUCGCAAAACUAAAGAAACUGUAUUCAUAGAUGUAAAUAGUAAACACGCAGUCGAGCACAACUCCGUGCUGGAUCCCGUAGUCAGCAGCACAUUCGAAACGAUUAGUAGCAGCACCUCCAGCAAAACACUUUCAACAUCAACAACCGGCGCGGUGACACCGAGCUACGGCGACACGACGUCGGCUAGCGUCACCACUAGGUUGCAACUGAGCGAGCUGGAGGAACUUCCUCCUCCAGUUCCAUCAACUUCAACUAAUCAACCGGAUAGCCACGCCGGACGAACGCAUCAUUUGGGAACCGCUCAGCAGCCGACCGUUGUUCGGCUUAGGCCGAACUCGGCCCGGGUUCUAACGGUGCAACAUGCCAAUCCGAACAUUGCUUCCUCGUCGGACGAGGUGACCAACGUACUGGACUUUAAGGAGGUUCCCUUCAAUGAGAAUCUGCUGUACAGCAGCGGCGGAAGUGCGCUUGGUGAUGCUGGCGGUUGCUGCUGCGGUUGGAUGCUGCUGCUGUUGCUGUUGCGAAUCCUGGCGCCCUCCACUUGUGCCGUCGUGCGGAAUCUGCUUCGAAACGACGGCGAUGGUGCCAGUCGGUUGUAA
This is a messenger RNA of Sabethes cyaneus, 1482 nucleotides long. RefSeq lists its product as uncharacterized. The coding region runs from base 1 to 1482 and encodes 493 amino acids. NCBI's taxonomy places the organism in Eukaryota, Metazoa, Arthropoda, Insecta, Diptera, Culicidae. The record is from RefSeq and is a predicted model, not a curated record. The transcript has 6 exons.